This is a messenger RNA of Physella acuta, 2316 nucleotides long. Its product is annotated as mitogen-activated protein kinase 1. Gene Ontology annotation, molecular function: ATP binding; MAP kinase activity. The record is from RefSeq and is a predicted model, not a curated record. NCBI's taxonomy places the organism in Eukaryota, Metazoa, Mollusca, Gastropoda, Physidae. Gene Ontology annotation, biological process: protein phosphorylation.
CAACCCAUCGAUAGGUUCACUAAGACUGUCAGUGCGUCACUUUCAAGAUGGCGGCACAGGGAUCUCAGUCCAAGACUGGAGGAAAAAAUCCCGGAGAAUUAGUUAGGGGACAGACCUUUGAAGUCGGCCCAAGAUAUACGAAUUUGACGUACAUUGGAGAAGGAGCAUACGGAAUGGUCGUGUCAGCUACAGACAAUCACACAAAACAGAAAGUUGCCAUUAAAAAGAUCUCACCCUUUGAACAUCAAACUUACUGUCAGAGAACGUUGAGAGAGAUCAAGAUCUUGACACGGUUUAAACAUGAAAAUUUUCAACAUGAAAAUAUCAUAGACAUUAGAGACAUCUUGCGUGCUCCUACAGUAGAAGAGAUGAAAGAUGUUUACAUAGUACAAUGUCUGAUGGAGACUGACAUGUACAAACUUUUAAAGACACAACAGUUAAGCAAUGACCAUGUCUGCUACUUCCUGUACCAGAUCCUCCGAGGCUUGAAAUACAUCCACUCUGCUAAUGUACUGCACCGGGAUCUCAAGCCAAGCAACCUACUUCUCAAUACUACGUGUGAUCUCAAGAUCUGUGAUUUUGGUCUGGCUAGAGUAGCUGACCCUGACCACGACCACACUGGCUUUCUGACUGAGUACGUGGCCACCAGAUGGUACAGGGCACCAGAGAUCAUGCUCAACUCUAAGGGCUACACUAAGUCAAUUGAUGUUUGGUCUGUAGGCUGUAUCCUGGCAGAGAUGUUGGCUAAUCGUCCAUUAUUUCCUGGCAAACAUUACCUGGACCAGCUGAACCACAUACUUGGUGUCCUGGGUUCACCUAGCCAAGAUGACUUACAGUGUAUCAUCAAUGACAAGGCAAGGGGAUACAUCCAGUCUCUACCUUACAAGCCCAAGGUUCCAUGGCAAAAGUUGUUCCCUAAUGCAGAUGUCAAAGCCCUUGACCUUCUAGAGAAAAUGUUGACAUUUAACCCUAACAAGAGGAUAACAGUGGAGCAAGCACUUGCACAUCCAUACUUGGAACAAUACUAUGACCCUGCUGAUGAGCCAGUAGCAGAAGAGCCAUUCACAUUUGAAAUGGAGCUGGAUGAUUUACCUAAAGAAAGGCUUAAAGAGCUCAUUUUCCAAGAAACAGUCCAGAUUGGUGUCAGAAACAGAGAAUGACUUCUCACUCCAGCCAGUGUAAAGAGUUGAGUGUGUGUAGCUUGAGCUGGUGACUGUACAUAUCACUGUCAAUGGUAGGCCAGAGCCCAGCCAUGUGUAGCCUCCAUCAGAUGUACACCAGCAAGACUUGUUGAAGACAGGCUCAUGUUUUGUUUGAUGUGGUUCUAUAGUUCAUGUGCUAAAAGUUCACUCCUUUACCCAUGCUGCCAACAUGCGCUCUUGGUAGAAACAUAUCUAUUCUCUCUUUCCUUCUAGAGCAAGUCUUUAGAAGGGAGGCUACAAUUUUCCCCAUCUUGUACAAAUUUAGGUCUGAAAAUUCCAAGGCUAUUUAUCUCUCAAUAACUAGGUAUGCAUGCAUAUACCCAGCAGAUGAACACACUGCUGGAUUAGAUUUGAAGCACACAUUUUAUAAGGCCAAAUGUUGCUUUGGAUGAUUAGUUUUUCAUGACCAGUUUUGACUAGCAAUUGCUUCAAUAAUUUACUCUUUGUUCAACAUUUUAUUGCUGUUUCCAAACUCUCAUUCAAUGUGGACGUUUUUUUAAAUAGUUAAACUUUGCACAAUACAUUCUUUGUAAAAUAAGAUGACUUUAAAUGUUAGUUUUGAUGAAAAUACAUUUUGUUAAUAAUUACCUCAGUUUUUUACAACUGUAUGUAGACUAUACAUAAUUAUUUACAAACAUUGACAUUUGUUCUGUUAAAGAACAUUUUGUUCAUAAUUACAUAGCAGAAGGACUAUCUGGCCAAAAUUUAUUUGAAUCAUGUAUUUUUUAUUUUAGGGCAUUGGGUUGUUUUAUUUUUUGAUAGAAAAAUGAUUCUGUUAAUAGUUUAUUUGUUGAAUAGAAUACUUUUGACACAACUUUUGUUACAAGCACCAAAACUUAGUUUAUCUCAGUGCCAUAUUCUAUACAUAGGAUUUGUUUCACAAGGCUAUUUAAGAACUAGUAGAAGUUAGGGGAGACCACCCAAGUAUAAGAUUCCUCUACAUAAUCAAAGUGCCAAGCCCACACUUAUCUCCCUAAAUUGUGGCACACAUGUAAUGUCUUCUUCUAUAGAAUCUUUGUUGCCAUAAGUAGUAACACAUCUUUAUUUACAAGUUACAUUUCUCUACUUUUUGCAAGCUUUACAAUUUUUGCUGGAAAUUAAAAAAUAAAUUAAA